Messenger RNA from Paramecium pentaurelia, 1636 nucleotides. The record is from the annotation of a GenBank genome assembly. Lineage: Eukaryota; Ciliophora; Oligohymenophorea; Peniculida; Parameciidae.
AUGAACUUUUCCCCACAAUUAGGAUUUCUGGCCUAAAAAUUUUAAGAAAAACAAUAGAAUAAUAGGAUUACAAAAACUGAUUUAGAAUAAAUAUUAGAAACUGCAAAUUAUAGUUUAUAUGAUAUUUAGUCUUUAACCUAAUAAAUUAAUGAAGACGAAAUAAGUAAAAGUAAAUUUUUAUAUAGCCUAUAAUUAGUUUUUGUCGAUUGUGGGAGUUUCUGAAAACAAUCAUAAUAUAUAAACCUAUUAAUAAAAUAAUGGAUAUGAAAUGGUUUCUGAAUAUUAAUAAAAGUUAACAUCUGAAUAAUUACAAAAUAUUUAUGAUGAUUACAAAAUAGCUUUAAAAAACUAAGAUUUCGAAAAAACAAAGUUUAUUUUAAGUAUCUAAAUAUAUAAAUCUAAGAUUAAUAUAGAGAUAUUGAUUUAGUUAAUAAAAUUGAUCCAUCUUAAAGAUAAAUCUCAACAUACAUAGCUGUUUAAGGUCCUGAUGAUAAUAUAGCAUUAUAAACAUUAGAAUUAUUGUUUGAUUUUGGCGCCAACUUAAAUUAUAAAGAUUAAUUAGGCCAAUCAAUUUUAUUUUAUAUUUGCAGGGAUGGAAGAAUAAAACUUCUUGAUUUUGUAUUAUCAACUAAUACUGUAAAUGUCAAUGAUUAAGAUCGAUAUGGAUAAACACCUCUUUUUUAUGCUGCAAGAGAUAAUAGAUAUGAUAUUGUAAUUAGGUACUAUUAUUAUAUAAUUUAGAUUAAUAUAAUAUGGAAUCGAUAUUAAUAUUGUUGAUAAACUUUCAAAUUAAACAGCUUUAUUCUAUGCAGCCAAUGGAGGACAUGUUGAAAUAUGUAAAGUAUUAAUAGAAGUAAUAUAAUAAUAAAUAAUUUAAGAAUGGAUGUAAUCCUAAUCAUGUGGAUUCAUCAAAAAAGAAUGCAUUAUUUUUUGCUAGAAAAUAUAAUAGAAAAGAAGUCAUAGAACUAUUUAAUAACUAUUUUAAUAAAAAUAAAGAUGAUAUGUCUAAAAAUAGUGGAGGAAAUGAUAAUAGUAAAGGUGAAGCACCAAGAUCAUAAUAAUAAUAAAAAAGGAAAUUUAGAGAUCUUCCUAAAUAGUCAUACAAAUUGAUAUUUACUGAUAAUUAAGGAAACUAAAGAGAAUUAAAUUCUAUUGAAUUUUAAAAGUUUCAAUAAGAAUAUCCAGAAGUUGCUAAUCUAAUUGUAAAUGCAGAUGAAUUGAUAGAUGAUACAAUUAUUAAUUAAAUUAAAGAUGAUGAUACAUGGGAGAAGAUAGCCAAAAAAGUAUUAGGUAUUUUUUAAUAUAUAUACUAUAGGAAUUAUUUGGAAAUCAAAAGGAGCACACUUAUUUCAUUAACCUGUUGAUUAAAAAAAGUAUGGAAUAAGUGAUUAUUAUGAAAUAGUGACAAAGCCUAUGGAUUUUGGAACUAUUAAAGUAUAUAUUCAUAAAAGAUUAGAAUAAAUUACAUUCAAAUGUUUAUAGUUCUUGUUAGGAAUUUUAUGAUGAUGUUAUGUAAGUUUUUGAAAAUUGUAUUUUAUACAAUGGAGAAACUAGUGAAGUAGGUUAAAUUGGAUUGAAUAUAAAAUAAGAGUUUGAAAAUCAAUUAGAAUUGACAUUAUUAAAAAAAUAUUUAUGA